AUCCCCCUGAAGAAGACUAAUGCUCUCAUUGCACAGAUGGGAAUAACCUUCCUCAACGCAUACGUUCCUAGUGCACUUUGCUGUCCCAGUCGAGCUAGCAUUUUAACAGGAAAAUAUCCACACAAUCAUCACGUUGUCAAUAACACUCUAGAAGGAAACUGCAGCAGCAAGUUGUGGCAGAAGAUUCAAGAACCCUACACCUUCCCAGCGCUGCUCAAAACUAUGUGUGGCUAUCAAACGUUCUUUGCUGGAAAGUAUUUGAAUGAGUAUGGAGCAGAGGAUGCAGGGGGAGUCAGUCAUGUCCCUCCUGGAUGGAGUUUUUGGUAUGCUUUGGAGAAAAAUUCAAAGUACUACAACUAUACUCUUUCAGUAAAUGGCAAAGCACGAAGGCACGGUGAAAACUACAGUGUAGAUUAUCUGACAGAUGUACUGGCCAACAUGUCAUUGGACUUCUUGGAGUAUAAAUCGAAUUUUGAACCUUUCUUUAUGAUGAUCUCAACCCCAGCACCCCACUCCCCUUGGACAGCUGCUCCACAGUAUACAAAGAGCUUUCAGAAUGUCAGUGCACCAAGAAACAGCAAUUUUAAUAUUCAUGGCAAGAACAAGCACUGGUUAAUUCGACAAGCAAAGACUCCAAUGACUAACUCUUCAAUACAAUUUCUUGAUGAUGCUUAUAGAAAACGGUGGCAAACUCUGCUCUCAGUAGAUGACCUGGUAGAGAAACUAGUGAAGAAACUGGAACUGAAUGGAGAAUUGGAGAACACGUACAUCUUUUACACAUCAGACAAUGGCUUCCACACUGGCCAGUUUUCUUUGCCAAUAGACAAACGGCAGCUGUAUGAGUUUGAUAUCAAAGUUCCAUUGCUAGUUCGAGGACCAGGGAUAAAACCAAAUCAGACAAACAAGAUGCUUGUGGCAAAUAUUGAUUUGGGUCCCACUAUUCUGGAUAUCGCGGGGUAUGACUUGAAUAAGACCCAGAUGGAUGGGAUGUCACUGUUGCCGCUGUUGAGAGGAGACAAAAAUGUGACAUGGAGAUCAGACUUCUUGGUGGAGUACCAAGGGGAAGGAUACAACGGCAGUGAUCCUACCUGUCCUGGCCUAGGACCUGGAGUCACACACUGCUUCCCAGACUGUGUCUGUGAAGAUUCCUACAACAACACAUAUGCUUGUGUAAGGACACUGUCAACUUCCUGGGAUCUGCAGUACUGUGAAUUUGAUGACCGGGAGGUGUUUGUGGAAGUAUAUAACUUGACUGCAGAUCCACACCAGAUUAAUAACAUUGCUAAAACAAUUGAUCAAGAAAUUCUAGAAAAGAUGAACUAUCGAUUAAUGAUGCUGCAGUCCUGUUCAGGAGCAACUUGCCGUACACCAGGUGUCUUCGAUCCCGGGUACAGGUUCGACCCACGGCUCAUGUUCAGCAAUCACGGUGUUCGGGCUCGGAGGUUUUCUGCACAGUCCUUAUAAGGCACUUAAGAGCCUCUUGCAAUCAGCCCCCACUGACCAGUUUCUCCAGUGACUGCAGCAGGUCUGUCUCUGUACUCUUGUUGAUUGCAGCUGGAAGACUUUUAAUGGGCUAUUCAAACCCUGUUUGGAAGAAAAACCCUUGUCUUUAGCUGGUUGCCUUGUGCAAUAUAUGUAUUUUACAGCUGAACUCUGAAUUGUUAGACACAGAUAAUCUGUCUUGCUCAGAUAGCUGAUUACCACUUUUGUCUUUCAAGUACCUUUUCAUAUCACAGGCACAGAGGUGAACCUAUGCCUAUGAAUCUGAACAGUUUAUUUUGUUCUAAAAAUCAAUAAAUGCAUAUUUGAGUCGGGACAGAUAGGCAGGUGCUAUUGCACAGUAAUGCUCACCCAUAUUCAGUGUCAUAGACUUUCUUAAAAGCUAUGUUUAAUUACAGGUUUUCUGUAUUGAGCUCAAAGCUGUUAAUGACAAUAGCAUACUAGCCCAAAAUAGUGUAGGAAGGCAUUAGUCAAAACUGUAGGAUCUGACUAGCAAAUGUCUUGUGCAGAAUUAAAAUCUGAACGCUAAAUACUCUCUUUCAAUGAGACCACUUCAAGUGAGACCAAUGAAUUUUGUAGAACAGCUUCGGUAGCUUGCAAACAAGAAUGUAAUUUCAACCUCCUUCUAGUUUGAAAUGCUGGAAUGGGUUACUGUGUACUACUGAAAAAACUCUUAGGGUUUAGUAUAGGCUUCCUAGUGAAUUAACAAAAGAGUGUUGAGACUAACAAGUAUUCAAAUAAGCGUGC
Molecule: messenger RNA, 2247 nt
Organism: Antrostomus carolinensis (chuck-will's-widow)
Lineage: Eukaryota; Metazoa; Chordata; Aves; Caprimulgiformes; Caprimulgidae
Gene: GNS
Product: glucosamine (N-acetyl)-6-sulfatase
Exons: 13
Biological process (GO): glycosaminoglycan metabolic process
Molecular function (GO): N-acetylglucosamine-6-sulfatase activity; glycosaminoglycan binding
Source: RefSeq, a predicted model, not a curated record